AAUGGUAGUCGUUGGCAGUGUUUAGUAAACACGGAAAAGUGGUUAUGGCGGAUAGAAAUGAGAAGUUGCUUCUAGAGCUACUGAAACGACCAGGAAAUGGUGAAUGCGUUGACUGUGGGAGUAAAGGUCCAGAAUGGGCAUCUUACAACAUCGGAAUAUUUGUGUGUACUCGUUGUGCAGGAAUUCACCGCAGUCUAGGAGCUCACAUUUCAAAAAUAAAACAUUUAAAACUUGAUAGGUGGGAAGACUGUCAAGUUGAAAGAAUGAAGUCAGUGGGAAAUAUCACUGCCAAGGCAAAGUACGAAGAAAAUGUACCUCCUUGUUAUCGACGUCCAGUUGAAGGUGAUCCACAAGUUCUUGUUGAACAAUGGAUACGUGCAAAAUAUGAGCGAGAGGAGUUCUGUCAUCCUGGCCAACAAAAAUAUGUAUCAGGUUAUAUGGAAGGAUAUUUGAUGAAACGAGGGAAAGAUGACAACCGUUAUCAUCCUAGAAAAUUUAUUCUUUCAGAAGCUGAGGAUACACUCAGAUAUCAUGUAAAAGAGAAGAAGGACCCAAAAGCAGUAAUAAGACUGUCAGAACUAAAUGUAGCAUUCUCACCAGAAAAAAUAGAACAUGCCAAUUCUCUUCAGUUAACCUAUCUUAAAGAAGGAACUACUAGACAUAUUUAUGUGUACCAUGACAGCUCACAAGUAAUAGUUGAUUGGUACAUGGCAAUACGAUGUGCCAAACUGCACAGGCUGCAAGUUGCGUACCCUGCAGCUAGUGAAUCAGAGCUGGUAGAUCAUCUAACCAAGGACUUUGCAAGAGAAGGUUGGCUGUGGAAAACUGGCCCAAAAAGUUCAGAUUCAUACAAAAAACGUUGGUUUACUUUGGACAACAGAAAACUUAUGUAUCAUGAAGACCCUAUGGAUGCACAUCCAAAAGGUGAGAUAUUCCUUGGGCAUAUGUUAGAUGGCUAUAGUGUGAGGGUAGGUGUUCCACCAGGUGCGAAGGACCUGAAAUUUUCGUUCACCUUACGGACACCAGAACGAGCAUAUCAUCUGUCCGCAGAAACUGAGGAUGACAGAGAUGAAUGGAUACAAGUUAUAACAAAGGUCUUGGAAAGGCACAUGACUCCUCAAGAUAGCUCAGUGGCAUCACGUCUCAUCCGUAAACGGGCAUCUGGAGCUGGAGUACACAUUUUUUCAAGCAGAUCAAGGCCAGAAUCACACAAUUCACCAAAGUCAACACCAGGACGAGACACUCAUCUGAGCCAUCACAGUACAUCAGCUGAUGGACAGUGAGGCCUGUCACGACAAUAGUAUAACAAAAACCACCAUCUCAUAAAUUAUACAGUGUUUUUAAUUACAUAAUUUUAAUUGAAUGUACUGCUGCAAUAUGAUGUCACUCUUAGGCAAUAAGUAUUCUGUUCCAUUCUUUAACAGAGAAAAUUGUGAUAUAAUUGCAGUAUAAGGAUUUUACCUGAUGAGUGAUGGUAUUCAGAAUAUAUAGUAUUAAUAAGCAGUGGUCACACUUUUAGGUGCCUUGAAAUGUUUUUGCUUGAAAUAAUUUUUAAAAGAUCAUUUGGCACAGUCACAGUUGCACUUCUUAUUAGAUUUAUGUUUUAUGCCAGUUUCACUGCCACUUUGUAGAAAUAAAUGAAGAUUUUUUUAGGAAGUCAAACUUUAGUACCUAUGCAAAAGGUUGUUGAAACAGUUUAUAUUCAUGUAGGAAACAAAAUACUGUUGUUUUAAAGUAACACAUCUCUCGAGUCUUGGAGAUGAAAAUUUGGUCAGUUUUAGUUGCAAACUGUACCUUUUUUUUUUUUUUUAAUACCUUAAACAACUGACAAUUUUAUAUUUAUUGUAGGGAGGAUUUCUCUCUCUCUCUCUCUCUCUCUCUGUGUGUGUGUGUGUGGUGUGUGUGUGUGUGUGUGUGUGUGUGUGUGUGUGUGAGAGAGAGAGAGAGAGAGGGGGGGGGGGGGGGGGGGAGUGUCCCCCCUCAAGCUGGGUUUGCUUAUCUGUCCAACCAUUACUCAAGACAUGAUGCGGCUGCAUACAUAUUUCAGAUGAUGAUAACUAAGUAUGACUCAUUAACUGUGCUACAAUAGUAUUUGGGCAUUUCUCAUUUUCCAAUUCCUGUUUUAGAUGCCAAUUUUCCGCAAUAGAAGUACUUAUGUACUUCAGUCAACAUUGCUCUCUAUUUGCCUUAUUUGAAAGUAAAAAUCAUCCAUGAUUCUACUCUUCAAACAAUGUUGUAGUUCAUUUUCACAUUAUAUUUGUAACUAAAUAACAAUAAAAUAUUGUUAUAUCUUCAGUGAAACUUAUGUCUUGGAUUUAUACCUCCAAAUUUUCUUUUGUUGCAUUUUCAGUCUGCAUUUUUCCAUUAUAUCAAAAGUCAUGUGUGCAACAUUCAUAAUAACAGAAACCGAUAUCAUAAAUGUGUUACUGUUAACAGAAUAUUCAAUUCAUAAAAUAUUUAGCAAACAUUCAUUUUCAAAACUUACGAAUAAAUUUGAUACAUUGCUGUGAAUCCCACAAUAUUGUGCUGUUUUGAAUUCAAGUAAAUGCACCGAGAGCAACUUUCUACUUUAUUACUGUUGAUGCCUUUAUUGGAUUUGACAUGGUUAACAACAUAUGUUGAAGUCUGUGGGUUUAUGCGUGUGAACCUGAAACAUCAGAUCAUAAAAGGUACCAGUUGUCCAGAGCUGCAAAGCUUCACAGAUUCACAUUUUUGGAUGAAGUGCUGGGCUCUGAGUGGUUAUGUAUCUGUUAUGCAGGGCGAACCUAAAUUGCAAACUUAGAUGCCACACUGUAUUUCCUUGCAGUCCAACACUACAAAAAUGUCUCAAGCAGGAUUUUGUCCUGUACAUCUUUUCAGAAAGAAAAAAAGGUGUCAAUGAAAGACAGGUUGGCAUGAAUGAUAAGUAUCUUCAUUCAAUACGGCAAAGCUGUAUCUCCCAGUUAAUACAGUGGGCAGAGUUUAGCAUUAGAAUAUUCCAGUCUGAGAGGUCAAUUCUGGAACUAAGUUCUUUUUCUUAUUUUCUAAUUUUGAUCUGCCCAAUAAUGCUGUGGAAUACUAUGUUUAUUAAAUGGUAUAUAUCCUACAACUAGUUUUUUAAUGUUCAACAUAAUACUAUUGGUCAAACAUUUGAGAAAUAUUCAUACUCAAUUAAAGAAAUUACUUAUUAUAGGACAGAAAUUCUAUUUCAGUAUUAAAUAAUUGCACUUGUUUUGUAUAAGGCUUGCUGUAAUUGCUGCAUGAUAAUUAAGAAGCCAAGUAUCACAUCAUGCUGUCUAAAAUUAGAACAUAAAAAGAUUUACACCUAAACCCAGAAUUGAAAUCUUGAACUUGGGUAUUCUAAUGUAGUAACUGGGCAGUGUAGUUACAUAGUACUGAAUGAAUAUACUUUUCAAAGCUGUGAUUGCAGUGUUGCCAAAUUUCCAUUCUUUGACAUCCAUUUUCUACUGAAAAUAUGGGUGGGAUGAAAUUUUGUUAGAUACCUUUUUGUACUGUUAGAAUGCAAGGAAUUGUCCUGUAGUAUCCAAUUACGCAAAUUUUGGUUCACCUUGUAUAUUGUACAUCGAUAGUGAGUGUAAUGUAUCAGAAGCCGAAGACUGUAGUUUAAUUUGUUUCUAAUUUCUUGUUAAGUAGGGUUACCGAUGAAAGCAUAUAUUGCUUCUACUACUGCUAAUAAUAAUAAUAAUAAUAAUAAUAAUAAUAAUAAUAAUAAUAAUUGUUGUCAUCAUCAUCACAAUGAAAAUAAUUUGAGAUUGCACUAUGGUAAACUAGUGAACUGCUAGACUUACUUUUAUUCCAGUUUCGCAUGAAUAGUUUUACAAUGUCGAAUGUUUUCUGCUACUAUUACACUAUGGUAAUGAUUUUUUUAUCACCACUUCAUUGAUGUCUCCUUUCCUUUGAGAUGUGUCAAUUUUUUCCCAUUUCUUUGUUUUCAUUUCUUCAUUGGUGUGAUUGUAUAAUACGAAGUGCACCAGAGUUUUAGAGGUGUGUUUUCUGUAUCCUUGCUCUGAAUUGUGUGUGUUAUUUAAACAGAAAGAGGCGGAAAAAAAACAACAGUGUGAACAUACAAGUUCUUCAUUUUCCAUUGGCUUUUCCUUCCAUAAACUUGAAUCAUUCUCAUUGUGGAGAAGAAUACAUCAUCUCUUAAGAAUCCUUUAACCUUGGGCUUAAGUUUGUUGUAUAAAUACAUGUAUACCAGCUACAUAUGUAAAAUUUAUUACAGACACUUGAAUUAUAAAGUAGAUGCUUACUAUCUAUUCAAUAAUGCAACAUAUGAGUUAAAUUCAUUGACUUCUUGAGAGAUGGUUGGACACUAAAACCAAGUACACAAGUACCAUGUUUCAAAUUUAGUGUGCAGUUCAUUACAUUAUUUUUUAUUUUUUGCUGUUAUUAAUUAUAUUUGCUUUUUAUGUACUGUUGUAGAACUAAGUAUCAUUGUACCUGUGGAAUAUUGACAUUAGUGACACUUCUACCAAUGAAGAUUCUUGCUGUAAUGUUCAGUGCCUAUAAAAAUCACACCAUUUUAAUUUGUUAUGUGUCAGUGUCAAUUACUUAUGAGUAAAAAAGUUAGUGGAUCAGGAGUCUUUGUUCCUCUCCAUACAUUUCCAAGAACAACUAUUAUUUCAUUUUUUGCUGUUGUAAUGAAUAGCCCUAGACAAAGAAUAGUUACCCCAGUUCUUGCCAGUGUAUUAUAAAUAGAGAUUUUUGACAUCAAAAGAAUAUCUUGGUGCAAUAUAAUACUAUUUUGUAGGUCUAAAUAUCAGAUACUGUACAAUUAAUUAAUUUUAAUGUGGCUGUUGAGUUUAAGGUGUUAAUUAAGAAUAUAUAUGUGUGUGUGUGUGUG
Schistocerca gregaria is the source of this 4843-nucleotide messenger RNA. Its product is annotated as arf-GAP with dual PH domain-containing protein 1-like. Gene Ontology annotation, molecular function: phosphatidylinositol bisphosphate binding; GTPase activator activity. The transcript is spliced from 8 exons. Bases 45 to 1283 code for a protein of 412 amino acids. Lineage: Eukaryota; Metazoa; Arthropoda; Insecta; Orthoptera; Acrididae. Gene Ontology annotation, cellular component: intracellular membrane-bounded organelle; plasma membrane. Gene Ontology annotation, biological process: positive regulation of GTPase activity. The record is from RefSeq and is a predicted model, not a curated record.